Messenger RNA from Branchiostoma belcheri (Belcher's lancelet), 632 nucleotides. Its product is annotated as arylsulfatase I-like. The transcript has 3 exons. NCBI's taxonomy places the organism in Eukaryota, Metazoa, Chordata, Leptocardii, Amphioxiformes, Branchiostomatidae. Bases 120 to 488 code for a protein of 122 amino acids. The record is from RefSeq and is a predicted model, not a curated record.
AAAGAUAGUGGCAUUGCCACAAGAUGACAAAAACCUUUGCUUUAAACAAGUGAGACGGAUUCCUGAGGAAGAGAUCCAGCAUAGCCAUGUGAAGAAUGCCAUUGUGACUAGAAUUAACUAUGUAUACGUCUCGUUUGAAGAUGUCUGAAGGAACAUCAUUAUGUCUUUUUUUUAUUUCCAGGGUUGGUGACUACAAGCUGAUAGAGGGGAACGCCGGGACGCCUGACGGGUGGAUCCCCCCGCCUAACCUGACGGAGGAGAGUCAGUCUGACGGCGAGGACCCCAACAACGGCACCUGGCUCUUCAACCUUAAAGACGACCCCACAGAGCACCACAACCUGGCGGACAGCAUGCCGGACAAGCUGAAGGAGAUGCAGGCUAAGCUGGAGGAGUACAGGAAGAGCCUGGUGCCCGCCAUGGACCCGCCGCCCGAUCCCAAGUCUACCCCGACGCUCUGGGGAGGGGCGUGGUCACCCGGUUGGUGCUAGGCAACGGGGCGUGGUCACCCGGCUGGUGCUAGGCAACUGGGGGUGUGGAUCUGCUGCUAAGCAAUCAUCGUUGGAUUUGUUUUGGGUUUGGACGAGGCAUUUAUUGGGAAACAGUCAGACAUUAAACGUAAUUAUAGCGUCCAG